UAGUUCAACUGCAAGAGAAAGCUUCAGUAAUAGUGGCUGUAGUCUUGUUUUUAAUGAAAAUAAAAAUAUUAACUAUGUAUUUGUGUCAUUAAUUAAUAUAUUUACUUGCCUUUUUUUUCUUUAAUGGAUGGAAACAAAGAUGAAAGUGAGCACUGCAUAUCCAUUGCUCAAAAAUAUAUAAAUGAAGGUGAUCGGACUAAAGCUCUGAAAUUUUUAUACAAAGCUGAAAAAUUAUACCCUUCUCAACGAGCGAAAGAUCUGAUAGAGCUGCUUGAAAAAUUGAGUGAUUCAACCGGUGAUAGAAACCAUUACUCUAGGGCAAGAAGACCUGACUUUGAAGCAAAAGAUGAGAGAGCAAGAAGCUCUUCAGCUAGAAGGAGAUCAACUCUAGGUGAUAUAAAGCAUGAUUACACUGAAGAUCAGCUGGAAGCAGUUCAAAAAAUAAAAAAGUGCAAAGAUUUUUAUGAAAUUUUGGGUGUCUCUAAGGAUGCUGGCGAAUCUGACGUUAAGAAGCAAUAUCGAAAGUUAGCUUUACAAUUUCACCCAGAUAAAAACAAAGCACCUGGAGCAACUGAAGCUUUCAAAGCUAUUGGAAACGCAUUUGCUGUUUUGAGUGAUCCCGAGAAAAGAAAGCAAUAUGAUGCAUUUGGAUCAUCUGACAGUCGCAGCUAUAAACGUUCUUCCUGUCCUCGCAAUGCAGGAUAUUAUGAAUUCUCACGAGGAUUUGAAAGUGAAGUGUCUGCAGAGGAACUGUUCAAUAUGUUUUUUGGUGGAAGUUUUCCUGCUGGGAUGGCUGCCAAUUCUUACCAGAGAAGACCACAGAGAAGAUAUGCAUCCACCGACAAUCGUAAUGUGCAAUCAGAAGCAAACUUUUCCUUGUUUGUUCAACUAGUUCCAAUACUGAUGGUUGUAUUGAUAUCUAUCUUCACCAGUGUUUUCAUCUCUGAUUCACCAUAUAGCCUUUCUAAAUCUUUGAAAUAUUCGCAAGAGAGACAAACAAGCAACUUGCAAGUGCCGUACUUUGUGAAAGUAAAUUUUAAUACCGAUUUCCAAGGAAGUAUCAGAAGGCUUGAAGCUCAAGUGGAAGAAGAAUACAUUUCUAAUUUACGUGGUUCUUGUUUCAAAGAGAAGAAUUAUAGAGAGAGCAUGAUAUGGAAAGCUCGCAACUUCAGAGACAGAGUAUUGGAAGAAAAAGCAAAAGCUAUUAAAACUCCAUCUUGUGAUACUUUGAAUGACCUCUACACAAAUGAGAGAGGCUGGUGAAAAGAAUUAUUAUUUGUUAUUCACUUUUUGUUAUGUAUAUCCUGCACAUAUAUAUUAAAUAUUUAUUAUUAUUUGAAA
Molecule: messenger RNA, 1341 nt
Organism: Parasteatoda tepidariorum (common house spider)
Lineage: Eukaryota; Metazoa; Arthropoda; Arachnida; Araneae; Theridiidae
Product: dnaJ homolog subfamily B member 14
Biological process (GO): cellular response to misfolded protein
Cellular component (GO): endoplasmic reticulum membrane
Molecular function (GO): Hsp70 protein binding
Source: RefSeq, a predicted model, not a curated record